UGCAAUUUUUACUAUCACAGAUGGUUGUAUCACGAAUACCAAACAACUAUAGAUGUUUUAUCUUGUCCAAUAAGAGAAUAUUGUGCUAAAAUGUGAGUAACUUGCUUGUCAGGUGUUGCUAUUGGUCUAAAUCCACUAGUCUGGAGAAACCCAUGUGCACACAGGGCAACCUUAGCAUCUUCCAUGUGAGUGAGCAACAAAGAGAGAAAGAGAGCGAGAAAGAGGGAGACAGAGAGAGAGAAAGAGAAAGAGAGAGAAAGAGAGAAAGAGAGAGAGAUGCACCCUACCCACUCUAUUGCUGACAGAACUAUUCUCUCAGCCUCCUUAUGCAAAUCCAUGCAGAUGAAUAUGUUGCACCAACUUCUCGCACACGGCUCAUGUCGAUGUCUCCCUCCCCAGCCGGCACCGGCCUCAUGUAUCUGUGCGACAGACUCUGACUCCCUGGCGAGGGUCAGAAAAUGAACGCCUCCUGUGAUCCUGCAGUCGUGGCGUAUCAGCAGAGCUCCGGGUGUAACCUGGACGGCAGCUGUGACUGGCUGUCUCCUUCCCACUGUAACUGGACGGUGGAGGACGGCAGAGCGCCGCGGCUGCCCACCUUUUCCAUAGCGGCCAAAGUUCGAGUGAUCUUCACCUUCAUCCUGUGUGGCAUUUCCACUUUCUGCAAUUUGACUGUGAUGUGGGCGGCCAACAACUACAAGCGCAAAUCGCACGUCCGCAUGCUCAUAAUCCACCUCACUGCAGCCGAUCUCUUGGUCACCUUCAUCGUGAUGCCCGUGGACGCCGUGUGGAACAUCACAGUCCAGUGGCUGGCCGGCGACCUGGCCUGCCGGUUCCUGAUGUUCCUUAAGCUGCAGGCCAUGUACUCCUGUGCCUUUGUCACCGUGGUGAUCAGUCUGGACAGACAGUCGGCCAUCCUCAAUCCUCUGGCCAUCAGCAUGGCGCGAAGAAGGAACCGGGUCAUGCUGGCGGUGGCGUGGACCAUGAGCGCCUUGUUCUCGAUCCCUCAGAUGUUCAUUUUCCAUAAUGUGACCAUCACAUACCCAGCCAACUUUACUCAGUGCACCACGAGGGGCAGCUUCGUGAUGCACUGGCAGGAAACGGCGUACAACAUGUUCACCUUCUCCUGCCUCUUCCUGCUGCCGCUGGUCAUGAUGAUCAUCUGCUACACCAGGAUCUUCAUGCAGAUCUCCAAACGGAUGACAACCAGGAACUCAUCCUCCAACGAGCCACAUCUCCGAUGCUCCAAGAACAACAUCCCCAAAGCCAGGAUGAGAACUCUGAAAAUGAGCAUCGUCAUAGUGAUCAGCUUCAUAGUCUGCUGGACUCCGUACUACCUGUUGGGUUUGUGGUACUGGUUCUUUCCGGACGACCUGGAGGGGAAAGUCUCCCACUCCCUCACCCACAUCCUGUUCAUCUUUGGGCUUUUCAACGCCUGCCUGGACCCCAUCAUCUACGGCCUGUUCACCAUACGCUUCCGCAAGGGGCUGAGGAGCUGCAACCGCAAAUCCUCUGCGAUGUCUGACUGGGAGAUGAAAUGCACGGCCGCUGCUUUGCCCUCCAAAAGAGGGAUGAGAACCGUAGCUCUGGACGGGCUGAGUCCAAAUCCAGCUCUGUCCAGCCGAGUGGCAGGAAGACAAAUGUGUUAUUUCAGUGCUGAGAGCACACUGUGAGUAGAACCAGGAACUUGACACUGCUAAUGCAACUGUUUCACUUUUUAUUUCAGGGUUAAAUGUUUAUUUUCAUGUGCAUGUGUAGAAUAAGUCUGAGAAUCUUAAAAGAAAUGAUCCGUUACCAUGAUGUGUCUCUGUGGGUCGUCUUACUUAGCACUUACAUAAGGUCUUUAAGAACCUCUAGUAAACAGAGCUUUUUGAUGCUUUGUGUUUAGCUCCUAUUUUAAGACGAGUUUGCCCUUUCCAAGAUGCAUUUGCAAGUGGGGAAACAGCUUCAGUGUCGCGCAUGCAACUUCACUGUCUCUGUGUCUAUUAAGGAGCUGCAGAUGGCGUUGGAGGCUACUGAGGUUGAGUGCUUUCCUUUGUAGCCAACACAAAAGAUGAUAAUAAGUUCAUCAGAUGCUUUAUUGAGUCCAUUCCCCUGAGGAAAAACCAAUGAGCACAUCGGCGUUGUGUCAUAGUAGGAAAAGCACAAUGUUACUAAUAACAUUACCCAGAGCCUCAUUUCAUUCAAGUGUUCCACUCAGUCAAUCAGUGUGACGGUGAGCAUUGCAGCAUGAAACAACAUCGGGACAUUGGAAACUGAAGCAGCAGCAGAUUAUUCGCUCCAAAAAUGUCCUCUGUGAGAGUUUCUCAUGCUACUGCUGAGCACACAUGGAAAACAAGUUUCAGUUUAUUAGUGUGUGUUUUUUUGUUUCAUUUAUGGUUUGCAACAAUAUAGAAUUGAUGAUGUGGCAAAAAUGCAGGACAGCUUCUGGAGGGCAGAAUUGUGCAUGCACUUUUUAGUCCAGAUUACAGUAUCAAAAUACAUUCUUACGGCCAUGUGUUACUUUUGGACUGCAUCUAAGGGAUUAUGUGAAACAUGUUUCUGCUGUUUAUUAUCCAAUUUAUCUGGAUUCACGGUUGUUCAUUUCACCUGUACAUCAGGACAGGUGUGUUUACGCAGUGAUGCCAGUAUAGGCUGCAACUCACUUAUUUUUGUUGAUUUAAUUUUGUUGAAUCAUUUCACUGAUUAAUCUGGUGAUUGUUUUCUCAAUUUAUUGUUAUCUACAUAAAAUGUGAGGUGAAUCGUAGCCUCAACCAACCCCGACAGCUAGGGGCUUUCCUCACUAUAUUACAACAUUAUUGGUCACGCAAUGUAUUUCUAUGUAUGUGGAUUGAAGCUGUAACCAUAGUUAU
Messenger RNA from Pseudoliparis swirei, 2849 nucleotides. Its product is annotated as putative gonadotropin-releasing hormone II receptor. Gene Ontology annotation, molecular function: peptide binding; gonadotropin-releasing hormone receptor activity. Gene Ontology annotation, cellular component: membrane. Lineage: Eukaryota; Metazoa; Chordata; Actinopteri; Perciformes; Liparidae. The transcript is spliced from 3 exons. The record is from RefSeq and is a predicted model, not a curated record. Bases 459 to 1670 code for a protein of 403 amino acids. Gene Ontology annotation, biological process: G protein-coupled receptor signaling pathway.